This is a messenger RNA of Phlebotomus papatasi, 2258 nucleotides long. Its product is annotated as dynein intermediate chain 3, ciliary-like. NCBI's taxonomy places the organism in Eukaryota, Metazoa, Arthropoda, Insecta, Diptera, Psychodidae. Gene Ontology annotation, molecular function: dynein light chain binding; dynein heavy chain binding. The record is from RefSeq and is a predicted model, not a curated record. Gene Ontology annotation, cellular component: outer dynein arm. Bases 220 to 2250 code for a protein of 676 amino acids. The transcript is spliced from 4 exons. Gene Ontology annotation, biological process: outer dynein arm assembly; cilium movement.
UAAAAAAAAGCUGGCUGUUUCUAAGCAACCCACCCACUUUUCCUGCGAAAUAGCCUACUUGCAGCCUUAUUGAGUGUUUUGUUUCUCAUUUAGAGGGAAUUGCGGAGGGUGGAUGGGGUAGCAGGUGUGAAAAUUGAUCAAACACCUCCGCGAGAUUCAGUAGAAUUUAUUGGUGAAUUGUUCAAAUUGGGCGAUUAAGGGUAUUGUUGGUCCUGAAGGAUGAGCAAAGACGUGAAGAUGGUGGUGACAAAGCCAAGAACACUCACAGGACAACAGUGCUACUUCCGUGACCGGGACAAGCUUGAGUGUCAUAUUCCCUCGGAAGAUGCCAUCAGGAAGCAGUACUUGUUCACCCAGACAGCCUCUAAGGCUGUCCAGGCAUGUACUCCGAUGGGACUGAGUGUGUGCAACACGGAGAAUGUGGAGUACAUCAAUCGAGGGAUUCAGCAUACAGAAGGUGGAUGGCCCAGGGAUGUGAAUAAGAAUGAUGCUGAGCAGACUCAGAGGUACAGGAAGAAAAUUGAGAGGGAUGAAGCAUAUUCCAGACAGGUUCUCAGCAUGGCACGCCCAAUGGAGCAUUUUGUUCUGCAAAACAAUGCCCUCAAUAUUUACGAAUGCUUCUUCGAGGGCAUUGAGGCGAUCGGGAAUGCCGGACAGUGCGAAGCUCGCACAGUUCUUGCUGCCAGAGAUCCCAGUGGAGAUCGUCGUCCAGUUAAGCGUCUCUCUUGGGCUCCUGAGGGUCAGCCCAUCAUUGCAGCGGCAUAUUGUCAAUUUGGUGCCCAAUCAGCUCAAAAUUCUUGUCCGGAUUCACUAAUCUGGGACAUUAGGAGUCCCAAUGAACCGCUUCAUGUGCUCAAGGCGUGGUCUCCAACCAACUGCGUCAAGUACAAUUCCAAGGAUUUUCACCUAAUGAUUGGGGGAUUGGUGAGUGGGCAAGUGGCUCAAUGGGAUCCCCGUGUUGGUCUGCAGACUGUGGCUCUCAGUGCCAGGGAAACGAGCCACAGGGAUCGUGUAACAGACGUUCUCUGGCUCUCUUCAAAGAACAACACGGAAUUCUUCUCAGGUUCCUCUGAUGGGCAGGUUUUAACCUGGGAUGUGAGAAAUCUGCAGGCUCCCAUCGAGGAUCCCCUGAUUAUGGAUCCCGAGAAGACAGAUGAGCCACGUCUGGACAGAGCUGAAGGGGUGACGUACCUGGAGUUUGAACCGACAAUUCCCACAAGAUUCAUGGUGGGAACAGAAAGAGGCAUCAUCUUCAGUUGCAACAGGAAGGGAAAGACACCUUCGGAGAAACUUCCCUUCAGGUAUCAUGCCCAUCUCGGUCCCAUUUAUGCCGUGGAACGCAAUCCAGUUAUAACGAAGGUCUUCCUGACCAUUGGCGACUGGCAAGCCAAAAUCUGGUCAGAAGAAUGCCGAGAGAGUGCAAUUAUCUGGACAAGAUUGUACAAGGUGAAUUUGUACUGUGGUGCUUGGAGUCGAUCUCGCUUCACGCUUUUCUUCGUGGGACGUGAAGAUGGUGUGAUAGAUGGCUGGGAUUUACUGCUGGAUCAGCAGGAACCCGUGAUUAGUGUAAAACUCUGCGAUGAACCACUAAUUUCGCUCGUUGUGCACGAAAAUGGGGAAAAUGUCGCAGUUGGAGCCAUGGAUGGGACAAUUUUCGUGGUAAAAGUGUCCAGAUUCCUCGUGGAGAAUGCCAAGAAUGACAAGGCAUUCUUCACGGAGAUGCUAGAACGAGAGACACGACGGCAGAAGGUUAUCGAGGGGAAGAUCAAAGAGAUGAAGCUGAAGAACAAAGCAGCAAGGGAGGAAGAAGAGCGCAUAAAGUCUCCCAAGGAAGAUGUAGCUCAAGCUAAUCGUCUGGAUGAGGAGGAGGCAGGGAGUCAGUCUGAAGGAUUCACAGAUGAGACGACGGUGCUGGCUGAAAAGGACUUCUUCAGGAUCAUCGAGGAGGAACGAGAGAGACGCGUGAAGGAGGCAGAAGAGAGAGCUUCGACUUAUGGAAGAAGACAACAAAUUCCUCGAAUUGAAAUGACUUUAGGGAAAAAGCUGGCACAGGAGGAUCCGGAUCUGAAUCCCUCAAAUGCAAGCAUCAAUCAAGAGGCAUCACUCGAAAGUACUGGAUUAGAAAGGGAAAAUUCUUCUUUUAUCACCCUCAAGAGUGAUCCAUCGAAACCUUCAAUUGAUUUUGAGCCUGAGGAAUCCAUAAGCCAGAGAACUUCUUCGACGGUUUCAGGAAGUGUCACGAGCCUCUAGAAAUGGUA